UGUAUGUAUGACGACUCCACAUACGCGCCAGCCUCCACCAGAUGGAUUUCUAUCGGCCUAUCACGGACUACAAGCUCACAGGCAGGGUCCUCAUCGUCCCCAUCGUUUCUGUCGCCAAUGUCGCACAGUUAACGGUUGAUCUAAUCACUACAACGUUCGGGUUACAGCGCGUUGGCGUGCUCGAUCCUAAAUAUCAUGUACCUGUCGCAGGUGCACGCGAGGAUGGCGCUCCGGGCAUAACGAUGCCUCUCGAACUGUUCGGCAGCAACAGUAGUAGCGUCGCAGUGAUUCAACAGCGAUCGCCGGUACUAGCACUUUUCAAGCAAGAUUUCACCGAUACUCUACUGGAAUUCAUCCGUACGUCAUGCGUAUCAGCGGUGAUCUUCCUGGCAGGCGUAGAUAUGUCCAAUAGAACGGAUACUCAGAUGCUAACACCAACCACGUAUAUACGUCCCGCAUCGUCGCCAGCUGUGACGUCGGUGCCCCUAUCAUCCUUGGCAGAUUUGCCUAUACCUGCCUACUUCUCCCAAAGCGACGAUCCGCGCAGCAUCCCUUUCAUCCCGGGUGGCGGCCUCACGCGCCGAAUAGUCUCGUCUAUCCCUACCUCGUGGCAGAUACCAACCGUUUGUUUUCUACAAUAUGUCAUGGAGGGAGAUAACAGAUAUGAUGCACAAAUCUUAGCAAAUGUCACUGCAAAGGUGCUCAAUUGCACCGUCAGCGGCUGGAAGCAGCCUACAACAUGGGGUCAUGGCCUGUUUGGGACCCCCCACGAUAGUACAUUGUAUGGCUAAAAGGAUGUCAUGUAAUUUCGAAAACUAGGAACGUUAGCUACAUAUAUGUUAUCGUUUCCCUGCGAUUCCAAUGCGGUCUCGACCCUUCUUUUUUGCGGCUUGUCGCAGCGGGAGGUAGGCGUAAGGCUCCAACUUCCCUUUCUUCACGUCGCCACCAGCUUUCU
Molecule: messenger RNA, 955 nt
Organism: Pisolithus orientalis
Lineage: Eukaryota; Fungi; Basidiomycota; Agaricomycetes; Boletales; Pisolithaceae
Product: PAC2 family-domain-containing protein
Exons: 5
Coding region: 42-791 (249 amino acids)
Biological process (GO): proteasome assembly
Cellular component (GO): nucleus; cytosol
Source: RefSeq, a predicted model, not a curated record